AUGUCGGCCGCCGCCCCAUCGUCGCCCGCAGUCGUGCGCACUUCCUCCUCUUCGCGCAGAUCCGUAGACAGACCCCAACGCUCCCAGAGCACCCAGAGCCGGCCCACUGGACACGCGCCCAGCCGCCAUCAGCAGCAGAGCGGCCUCCCCAACGUCGCCCGGAGAGACUACGAGCAGAGCAACGUCGCCCAGGAGCAGCCUUCACGUCGCAGCGAAGACCCAGCCCGCACCGAAUCCAGCAGACGAAGCCACUCGCGGUAUGCGUCUGACGCGUCGACAACUUCCGCAAUGCCCAUCAACGGCGUAGCUGCCGAAGCCAGGCCGGGCCAGCCUCAGGCCGUAAACAAGCGCAGGACCACCAUCACCGCGCCCAGCACAGGAACAUGGGCGCUGGGAAAGACAAUUGGCGCUGGCAGCAUGGGCAAGGUCAAGCUGGCGAAGAACGCCGAGACUGGGGAGCAGGCCGCCGUCAAGAUCGUACCCCGACAGUCCCAAGACCAGCACCAGAGCGCUGCCGACCGUGAACGAGCCGACCACUCCAAAGAAGUCCGCACAGCCAGGGAGGCCGCCAUUGUCAGUCUGCUGAACCACCCCUACAUAUGCGGCAUGAAGGAUGUGGUGCGCACAAACUUCCACUGGUACAUGAUGUUCGAGUUCGUCAACGGCGGGCAGAUGCUCGAUUACAUCAUCUCUCACGGCCGCUUGAAGGAAAAGCAGGCGCGCAAAUUCGCUCGACAGAUCGCCAGUGCCCUCGACUACUGCCACAGGAACAGCAUUGUGCAUCGAGAUCUUAAGAUCGAGAACAUCCUUAUCAGUAAGAUGGGUGAUAUCAAGAUUAUUGAUUUCGGGUUGAGUAACUUGUUCUCACCAAGAAAUCAGCUAAAGACGUUCUGUGGAAGUCUGUACUUUGCAGCCCCAGAACUGCUCCAGGCUAAACAGUAUACUGGCCCCGAGGUUGAUGUCUGGAGUUUCGGCAUUGUAUUGUACGUCCUCGUCUGCGGAAAGGUGCCGUUCGAUGACCAGAGCAUGCCGCAGCUUCACGCCAAGAUCAAGAAGGGCCAUGUUGACUAUCCUCCAUGGCUAUCUGCAGAAUGCCGCAAUCUGAUUCACAGAAUGCUCCAGACCGACCCGACUCAGCGAUUGACUCUCUCGGAAAUUAUGAGCCAUCCCUGGCUCACCAAGGGAUUCAACAGUCCUCCUGAAAACUACCUGCCUCACAGAGAACCCGUGCAACUACCCUUGGACAGCGAGGUCAUCGAGAAGAUGCAAGGUUUCGAUUUUGGCACCACUGAGUAUAUUACCACACAAUUGACCAAUGUCAUCCAGUCGGAGGAUUAUCAACGUGCGGUUCGAACAGCCGCUCGCAGGGCGACUGCUCAAACACCAGAAGCAGAGAAGAAGAGGGGCAUGUUCGACUUCUACAAGAGACGCACUUCCAUUGGAAGUCGGGAGCAGUUGACAGCUUCAUCGUCUGAAGAUAUCCAACGGGGAAUGGACCCAGUGAACGCAUACAGUCCUCUCCUUUCGGUCUACUUCCUCGUCAAGGAAAAGAGAGACCGUGAACGACAAGAAGCAAACCCAGGUCCUGCCGCCAUGCCUCAGGAGCCAGACGAGAAGCCACUGAAGAUGCCAGAUCUUCCACCCCCACCGGCAGCGUAUACCAACUCAGCUGCCUACGAGAUGGCAGGCGAAAAGCCUACAGGCGGAAGGUCGCGACCGAGAGCUAGGACACAUGGAGAAGAUGACCUUACCGAGGGCCUGAAAAGAGUGGAUCUCAACAAUCCACCCCCAGUGCUGCCGCCUCACGUUCAGGCUGAACAGCCAAAGAAGGAGGGUGCCGCUGUUGGUUUGUUACGCCGCUUCAGUACCAGAAAGUACCGAAGUCAUGACAAAGACCGGACCGCUGAGCCUAUGCCUCCACCCACUCCAGCCGUUGCAAUUUCCAGUCCCGCCGAGCCUGCCCCGGCGCCAGCUUCCGUACCAAGAAAAAGCUUCAGCAUUCGAAGGGCGCGUGGCCGUGACGAAGGCUCUGUACCGCAUCUUCCAGAGAGCACAAACAGUGCAAAUAACCAACCUGAACUACUCUCCCCUCCUGGAAGCGGCAACAGUGCCGCUCGGAAGCUGAAAGCACUUGGCCGCUCAACAAGCGUCAACUCGGCUGAUCUCCGGAGGCGACUCAGUCGCCGUGGACGAUCUUCGGAAGACCCUGGAAACCCUCCUCCCACAAGUGGGUCAGAUAGAUCCGAGCUGAGUGCGCACAAGGUUCGUCCGAUCAACGAUGCUGCUUCUGAUGACCUUACAUCGAGCCCGCGACCUAUGCAGGCGUCGCGGGCGAAGUCGCUAGGCCAUGCGCGACGAGAAAGUAUCCAAGCACGAAGGGCAAAGCGAGAACAAGCGAAGGAAGCAAACGUACCCGAAGAGACAGAUGCAGAGCUGGCAGAAGCACAGGCAGAAGCUAGUCGAAGUCCAGACGCUGUUAAGCCUGUGUUUCUUAAAGGUCUUUUCAGCGUCUCUACGACAAGCACCAAGCCACUGCCUGUCAUCCAGGAUGAUCUGAUUAGGGUGCUUGAUCAACUUGGGGUCGAGUGGAGUGAAGUCAAAGGGGGUUUUAGAUGCCGACAUGCACCCAGUAUUGAUAUGAACAAGCCCAUGGAUUCGCCAGCUUCCCCACCGAGCGGGGCCCAUAAGAGGAAGAUCAGCUUCGGGGGAUUCAUGGGCGGCGGCGAUAGAGACCGUGACGAGUUCCGGGAGCAAAAUCGAGCGCCGCAGACGCCGAAAUCGCGAUCACGACCAUCACCUGCGGAUCAGAGCUAUACGAAUACCGACGAGUCUGAUGGCAGCGAAGAACGGGAUGAACGACGACCGCGACGCGCAGUGCCUGCGGGCGAAACGUCGACACAUGUGCAGAGUGACAUGGGCUCAAGCAUGAGUCUUGUGUUCGAGAUCUUGAUCGUCAAGGUUCCGCUGUUAACGCUGCAUGGCAUCCAAUUUAAGAAAGUGGAUGGAGGUACAUGGCAGUACAAGAAUAUGGCUCAGACUAUCCUCAAUCGCCGCUCCCCAUAUAUAGUCGCGCAGACUUUCCCACCUUACCCCCACCCACAAUCAAUACGAACCUGUCGGUACUCGCGGCCAAUGCAACAUUUCCUCGCGCAUCAGCAGCAGCAGCAGCAGCAGUACGGCGACUGGCCCGCCCAAACCCAAGCCCAUCACCAGCAGCCCCAGCAUCAUGUAGGCCAGCACGGACAACAUCAAGCGCAAGCCGCACAGUUGCACGCCCAACAACAGGCCCAGGCUGUCCAGGCGGCUGCCCAACGACAGUAUCACCAACAACUCGCCGCCAAUAAUGGCAGCGCUAUCCCCGGCAAUAACGCCGUUCCCCGCGGGCCCGCCAACGACGUUCAGGCAUCCGAUAUUGGAAUGACGGAGGAGAACAGGCGCGUUUUGGAGUGGAUAGCUCAGCUUAUGAAGCCUACCACGCGUGAAGCAGCUCUCUUGGAAUUGAGUAAGAAGCGAGAACAGGUUCCGGAGCUUGCUCUGAUUCUCUGGCACUCUUUUGGUGUCAUGGCCUCCCUCCUCCAAGAGAUCAUCUCUGUCUACCCGCUGCUCAACCCUUCGCAAUUGACCGCCGCUGCUUCAAACCGUGUUUGUAACGCUCUUGCGCUUCUUCAAUGUGUCGCUUCUCAUACCGAAACCCGUGGCUUGUUCUUGAGCGCACACAUUCCGCUCUUCCUCUACCCAUUCCUCAACACAACGUCCAAGUCGCGACCCUUCGAAUACCUCCGUCUUACCUCCCUGGGUGUCAUCGGUGCUCUUGUCAAGAACGACUCUUCCGAAGUCAUCAACUUCCUCCUGACAACGGAGAUCAUCCCGCUUUGUCUGCGUAUCAUGGAGACCGGCUCAGAGCUCAGCAAGACAGUGGCCAUAUUUAUUGUCCAGAAGAUCUUGCUAGAUGACAUUGGUCUUGCUUACAUAUGUCAGACUUACGAGCGCUUCUAUGCUGUAGGCACCGUACUCAGCAACAUGGUCAACCAGCUUGUGGAGCAGCAAACCGUCCGUCUGCUCAAGCACGUUGUGCGCUGCUUUCUCCGCUUGAGCGACAACGCCCGUGCUCGUGAAGCGCUGCGUCAGUGCCUUCCAGAGCCUCUCCGCGACGCCACCUUCUCCUCAGUUCUACGAGAUGAUGCGGCCACGAAGCGCUGUCUUGCCCAACUCCUGAUCAACCUCUCCGACAACGUCGUCGAUGCCGCGAACAACCAGCAGCUUAUGCAUUAA
Molecule: messenger RNA, 4272 nt
Organism: Alternaria burnsii
Lineage: Eukaryota; Fungi; Ascomycota; Dothideomycetes; Pleosporales; Pleosporaceae
Product: protein kinase kin1
Exons: 7
Coding region: 1-4272 (1423 amino acids)
Biological process (GO): protein phosphorylation; mRNA catabolic process; negative regulation of translation
Cellular component (GO): P-body; CCR4-NOT core complex; CCR4-NOT complex
Molecular function (GO): ATP binding; protein kinase activity
Source: RefSeq, a predicted model, not a curated record